Molecule: messenger RNA, 1224 nt
Organism: Schizophyllum commune H4-8
Lineage: Eukaryota; Fungi; Basidiomycota; Agaricomycetes; Agaricales; Schizophyllaceae
Exons: 7
Coding region: 67-1143 (358 amino acids)
Cellular component (GO): cytosol
Molecular function (GO): oxidoreductase activity, acting on the CH-OH group of donors, NAD or NADP as acceptor; formate dehydrogenase (NAD+) activity; NAD binding
Source: RefSeq, a predicted model, not a curated record
CAGGCUCCCCCCUCACCUCCAUUCUCUCAACUACCUCUCCUCCACCACAGCCAGCACUCACCAAUCAUGAAGGUUCUCGCCGUCCUUUACAAGGGUCUCGAGGCUGCGCGCCAGGAGCCGCGUCUCCUCGGUACUGUUGAGAACCAGCUCGGUAUCAGCAGCUGGCUCAAGUCACAGGGCCACGAGUUCAUCGUGACCGACGACAAGGAGGGGCCCAACAGCGUCUUCCAGAAGAACCUGAAGGACGCGGAGGUCGUUAUCACCACCCCAUUCCAUCCUGGAUACCUCACGCGCGACCUCAUUGAGCAGGCGAAGAACCUCAAGCUCUGUGUCACCGCUGGCGUGGGCUCCGACCACAUUGACCUUGAUGCCGCAGUCGACCACAAGAUCCAGGUGCUCGAGGUCACCGGGUCGAACGUCACCUCAGUCGCUGAGCACGCCGUGAUGUCCAUUCUCGCGCUCGUGCGCAACUUCGUGCCAGCGCAUGAGAUGAUUGAGCGCGGGGACUGGAAUGUGUCAGAGGUGGCGCGCAACGCGUUCGACCUCGAGAACAAGGUCGUCGGGACGCUCGGCGCGGGUCGCAUCGGCCACCGCAUCUUGCAGCGCCUCAAGCCCUUCGGGUGCAAGGAGCUGCUGUACUAUGACUACAACCCGCUGCCUGCUGAAGCGAACAAGGAUUUGGGCGCCCGCCGUGUCGAGGACCUGAAGGAGUUCGUCUCCCAGCUUGACGUCCUCACCGUCAACGCCCCGCUGCACCCCGGCACGAAGGGUCUCAUCAACCGCGACCUCCUCCAGCACUUCAAGACCGGCGCGUGGAUCGUCAACACCGCGCGCGGCGCCAUCUGCGACAAGGACGCCAUCGCGGAGGCGCUCAAGUCGGGCAAGAUCAACGGGUACUCGGGCGACGUGUGGAACGUGCAGCCCGCGCCCAAGGACCACAUCUGGCGGACGAUGAAGAACCCGCUGGGUGGGGGGAACGGGAUGGUCCCGCACUACUCGGGCACGACGCUGGACGCGCAGAAGCGCUAUGCGGACGGGACGCGCCAGAUCUUGCAGAACUACUUUGAGGGCAAGCCGCAGGAUCCGGCGAACAUCAUCGUCGGGACGGGCAAAUACGAGACGAAGUCUUACGGUCAGCGCUAGGUAGUAGUCUGCCACCCUGUACUAUUAGCAUUGCGGAAUCUGUACCAUUAGCUUUGCAACACAUCUACUUUUUCGUUGACA